CACUUUUCGAGCUGCGAAGUUUUACAGAGAUUAGCACCGCCCAUUUUCAGCUGGUGAGAAAAAUCAGAACAACUUAUAUUCAAUAAGAAAUGGCUACAGACGCCAGCGAAGUUCGAAAACAGCACCGCUUUGAUGAGGAACGUCUUCAUGAAUACCUGAAGGAGAAUGUCGCGGACUUUCCUCAAGGAUCAUCAAAGAUUGAAGUCCUUCAAUAUAGGUCAGGUCAGUCCAACCCAACCUUUUAUCUGAAGAAAGAUGGGAGAGAAUUGGUGAUGAGGAAGAAACCCCCCGGACAGCUUCUGAGGGGAGCUCAUCAGGUUGGACGAGAAUUUCGAAUUCAAAAGGCGUUAUUCAGUGCUGGUUUCCCAGUCCCAAAGCCGAUUGCUCACUGUGAAGAUGUCUCCGUUAUUGGCACAGAAUUUUAUAUCAUGGAACAUGUUAGGGGUCGUAUCUUCCGUGAUAUUGCCUUGCCUGAGCUGACGCCUGGAGAGAGGAAGGAUAUCUACUUUGCUAUGAUCAACACCUUAGCUCAUCUGCAUAGUCUUGAUUUCAAGACGCUUGGUGUCCAAGGCUUUGGGAAAGAGGGUGGAUUCUGUAGGAGACAGAUCAACACAUGGACAAAGCAGUUCCAAGGGGCAAUGAAGAUAGCCUCUUUGCCAGAAGUCCCAUCUGCUACACAACUCUUCCAGUGGCUGCCCAACAAUAUCCCAAGGAAUACAGAGAGCACUACCAUCGUGCAUGGAGAUUUCAGACUGGAGAAUAUGAUCUUUCAUCCUACAAAGCCUGUGGUAAUUGCAGUACUUGAUUGGGAGCUUUCAACCUUGGGCGAUCCUCUGACUGAUCUGGCUUAUAAUUGUGCUGCCUACUACUGGCCUGAAAACAUGGACAACGCGAUGGGCAACCCUUUAGCUGGAGGAAGCAAUGCUCCUGUGAGUUCUGUACCAGGAAUACCAAGCAAAGAAGAUUACAUGAAGGUCUAUUGCACCCGUAUAGGUGUACCUUACCCUAUCCAGGACUGGCAGUUCUAUUUGGCUUUGGCUUACUUCAGGGCAGCAUCUAUUUGUGAAGGAGUAUAUGCUAGAUCCAAGCUCGGAAACGCCAGUUCCGAGUCAGCCGAAACAUUAGGUUAUGUUGCAAGACUUUUAAGUGAUGCCAGUCUUCAGAUCGCCAAAGGAUCCACAUCAAAUGCCAAGAGACCAUUGACAAGUUCUUUAAUUGGAGACAUCUAUCCAGCUCUUGCCAUGCAGCCAUUGUCUGAUAGGGGGAGGGACCUACUGCAAAAGGUCACCGACUUCGUCAAGAAGGAGAUCAUCCCUGCAGAACCGAUAUUCGAACAUCAUAUAAAAACAGCAAAGGACCCAUGGACGAUUCCACCUAUAAUGGAAGAACUUAAGGCCAAGGCUAAAUCAGCAGGGUUGUGGAACCUGUUUCUACCAUCCGAAUCCGGUUUGACCCAGUUGGAGUAUGCGUACAUGGCAGAACAGAUGGGAAGAUCUCCCAUAGGACCAGAACCAUUCAACUGUGCUGCCCCAGAUACCGGUAACAUGGAGGUCCUACACCUGUAUGGCACUCCUGAGCAGAAGGAGAGAUGGUUACGUCCUUUACUAGAGGGUCGUAUCAGAUCAUGCUACUGUAUGACUGAACCUGAUGUGGCCUCCAGCGAUGCUACUAACAUGGAAUGCACCUUCACCAGAGAAGGAGAUGAGUAUGUCGUCAAUGGAAAGAAGUGGUGGAGCAGUGGUGCUGGUGACCCAAGGUUAGGUGUUGCCAUAGUGAUGGGUCGAACUGGAAAUAAAGAUUCUGCUACGCAUAAGCAACAUAGUAUGAUCAUCGUUCCAACUGAUGCACCAGGGUUUAUCAAAGUGAGGCCUCUAUCGGUAUUUGGGAACGUAGAUGCACCCCAUGGACAUUUUGAAGUGAGAUUUGACAAUGUUAGAGUGCCUGCCUCCAACAUCAUUUUAGGUGAAGGAAGAGGAUUUGAGAUUGCUCAGGGUAGAUUAGGACCAGGGAGAAUACACCAUUGCAUGAGAUUACUAGGUAUGGCUGAGAGGUCGCUAGAGCUCAUGUGCAAGAGAGCAGAGGAGAGGGUAGCGUUUGGAAGGAAACUCAACAGAAUGCAAGUGGUUCAGCACCAGAUUGCAGAAAGUCGUAUUGAGAUAGACAUGGCUAGACUGCUGGUCUUGAAGGCAGCUAAUAUGCAUGACAAAUAUGGAUCCAAGAAAGCAAGAAAAGAGAUUGCCAUGAUCAAGAUCGUUGUACCUCGAAUGGCAUGCCAGGUUAUAGACAGGGCCAUCCAGGUUCACGGCGGUGGCGGUGUUUGCGAUGAUUUCCCUCUAGCAAGGUAUUAUACCGGGGCUCGGUCUCUGCGUAUUGCCGAUGGUCCUGAUGAGGUUCACCUCUCCUCAGUGGCCAAGAUGGAGCUCAAGGAACAAUUCCAGAAGUCAAUGCUUUGAACAGAAGCAGUAUCUGCUGAGAUGAAUGAGAGCUGUUGCGUUCCAGGGCCCCAUUCCAUAUAAGUUACAAUUAUGAUAACUUUGCCAUCCAAUGGUAACUUUCAUGGAAUCCUCGAUUUUGAUUGGCUGUUGAUCACUGUUUCCAUUGGAUGGCAAAGUUACCAUUAUGAUAACUUUGCCAUCCAAUGGUAACUUUCAUGGAAUCCUCGAUUUUGAUUGGCUGUUGCUCACUGUUUCCAUUGGAUGGCAAAGUUACCAUAAUGGUAACUUUGCCAUCCAAUGGUUACUUUUAUGGAAUCCUUGAUUUUGAUUGGCUUAUCAUCAUCAUUUCCAUUGGAUGGCAAAGUUACUGUUAGGGUAACUUUGCCAUCCAAUGGUGACUUUCAUGGAAUCCUUGAUUUUGAUUGGCUGUUGAUCAUCAUUUCCAUUGGAUGGCAAAGUUACCAUUAUGGUAACUUUGCCAUCCAAUGGUAACUUUCAUGGAAUCCUUGAUUUUGAUUGACUGUUGAUCAUCGCUUCCAUUGGAUAGCAAAUUUACCAUUAUGGUAACUUUGCCAUCCAAUGGUAACUUUCACGGAAUCCUUGAUUUUGAUUGGCUUAUGAUCAUCAUUUUCAUUGGAUGGCAAAGUUACCGUUAUGGUAACUUUGCCAUCCAAUGGUAACUUUCACGGAAUCCUUGAUUUUGAUUGGCUUAUGAUCAUCAUUUUCAUUGGAUGGCAAAGUUACCGUUAUGGUAACUUUGCCAUCCAAUGGUAACUUUCAUGGAAUCCUUGAUUUUGAUUGGCUGUUGAUCAUCGUUAACAAUGGAUGGCAAAGUUACCAUUAUGGUAAUAUUCAUGAAAUCCUUGAUUUUGAUUGACUGUUGAUCAUCGUUUUGGAUGGCAAAGUUACCAUUAUGGUAACUUUGCCAUCCAAUGGUAACUUUCACGGAAUCCUUGAUUUUAAUUGGCUGUUGAUCAGCGUUACCAUUGGAUGGAAAAGUUACCAUAAUGGUAACUUUUAUGCAACGGGGCCCAGAGCAGGAUUUUGAUUAAAGUAUUAUUAUCCAUAUCUGCACUUGAUUUAUAAUGUACUAUAUUAAUCUGGGUGAUUCAUGGCUGUAAACUGCUUCUGGAAAAAUAAGAUUGACUGGACAGGAUCAUGAUAAAGCAUGUGCUGAUAAAUCAUUAAAUAUAAAUAGUAAAUUAGGAAUCCCAUACAUGUACUUGCAUUUUGAAUAUCCAAGAUCUUGGGAGAAAACCCAAUAUUUUACAAAAUUUGACUCGCUUUGUUAAAAAAGAAGUUUUGCACCCGAUGAAAAAUUAGAAAUCUUGCCAAGAUAUGAAUUAACUGCUCAACGCUACUGUGUUAAAAUUCAAUAAGUAACAAAAUAUUUUUUUAUGUUGUGAAUUCAAUUCCAUGCAUAUUAUUAUUAAUGAACCACAAUUAUAUGUAGGCCUAUAUAGUUCAACAUUGAGUACUUUAAUGAUAAAUUCAAGAAAAUGAUUUAAAUACAUCUACGUCAGUCAGUUCAUUCACCCCCCCCCCCCAUGUACUUGUAUAAUUCAUUUUUAUAUACAUUCCCUUGUGACAUAAUUUGCUCACCGUUCCAUACAUGUGUGUCAUCUAGAACAACUCUGAGUAAACACACAUGAUAAUGUGACAUUCGCAGCCAUAAAGCGCUUAGAGAACUUUUUAUGAUAAGAGCCAUAUUAAUAUUGGAAAUUAUUAAACAAAAUUUUAAAGAAUGCUUUCAUCUUACAAUAUAUCAACUGUAGUUCAGGGCCUGAACUCAUUUAACUCAAACCAAAUUCGUUCUUGUUGUAAUUAUUGUUCUAUACCCUUAUACAAUAUAUUUCUUAAUAAUCUCUUAUUCUUGUGUGUUGGCUUUUGUAUCAUCUUUAAGCACCAUAAAAGCUAAAAGGGGAAACAUGUGGGCUACAAAAAAACAACUCUGAUUUCAACUAUUAUCAAAUCAUCGCUUUUAGGAGAAUCUAGAACGUUGCUCCAAUUCUGAUUUUGUAUUACACGAUUCGUAUGUUUUAUAUUUUGAUUGUUGAAUCAAGAGACUGAUAUAAUUUGUAUUCUUCUUUAUGUUUGGUUCAUGAAACUUCUGGCCCAAAAAUGUGGAUGCAAUAUGCAGCUUGUAUUUUGUGUUGUUGGGAAUGGCUUUGAGGCUAUGGGCCAAAAUAUGGGUGAGACACAAUUUUCAUGCACUGAAGCAUUUAUUUCUUACACUGAUCCCAAAGCACCCAUGUUUAUGCCAAAUUUAAUCUAUAUAUAAUGUUAGUGGUGCAAAAAUUAAAAGAAAAGAUGAAAAAGCAAGAUUUCAUGCUUAACAAAGCUGCCUUAAAGGAUUUUAAUAGCUUGAACAAGAAUCAGGGACUAUAUCAUACGACUGUAAAAAUGAUUGCAAAGCAAUAUAUUAUGUGUAUAUUUUAGUAUUUCAUAUGAUAAAAUGUAUAAAUCCAUAAAAACUGAGCUGUUAAUCAAGAAAAUAUAAAUGAUUCUAUAUUUUUAUCGAA
This is a messenger RNA of Lytechinus pictus (painted urchin), 4957 nucleotides long. Its product is annotated as acyl-CoA dehydrogenase family member 11-like. The record is from RefSeq and is a predicted model, not a curated record. Gene Ontology annotation, molecular function: flavin adenine dinucleotide binding; acyl-CoA dehydrogenase activity. Gene Ontology annotation, cellular component: mitochondrion; cytoplasm. The coding region runs from base 90 to 2453 and encodes 787 amino acids. NCBI's taxonomy places the organism in Eukaryota, Metazoa, Echinodermata, Echinoidea, Temnopleuroida, Toxopneustidae. Gene Ontology annotation, biological process: fatty acid beta-oxidation using acyl-CoA dehydrogenase. The transcript has 19 exons.